Messenger RNA from Pedinophyceae sp. YPF-701, 1755 nucleotides. NCBI's taxonomy places the organism in Eukaryota, Viridiplantae, Chlorophyta, Pedinophyceae. The record is from the annotation of a GenBank genome assembly.
AUGCUCGCAUCGCACAAUGAAGACCUGCAGGAGCUUGUCAACGACACGUAUGCGCCGGCCGUCGGGCUCCAUGUGCUCCGGUCCGGAGACGAGUUUGCCCGGCGAUGCAGCGAUGCGCACGAGACCCCCGAGGCCCUGGCGCUGCUAGCGGCGCUGAAAAAGAUGGAGGACGGUCUCUUCGACAAGCUGUGUCGGGCGUGCGUGAAGCAGAAUGUCGGCAACAUGGACCUCGACGACGUUGGCUUCCUCCUCGACAGCGCGGACGAGGGAGAGCUGCACGUCGACCUCGCCGACAGGCUUUUCAAGUGCUCGGACGACGAGGAGCUGGUGAUCAGCCGGCCCGGCGCGCACGUCAAGGGCCUGCGCAUCCGAGGCUCGAGGGGCAUCACGAUCACGGAGGAGGCCCACGGCGUCGUCCUGGAGGACGUGUGGAUCAAGCGGGCCAGCGGGCCCGCCGGGAUCACGGUACGAGGGGCCCGGGGCGUGGAGCUGCGGCGGUGCGUGAGCACGAACAACGACGGGGCCGGGCUGUGUGCGGCCGCGGGAGCGCACGUGCUCAUGUUCAAGGGCGACCUGACGGACAACAACGUCGUCGGGCUGGACGCCGUGGACAAGGGGACGGAGGUCACGCUGCAGAGCGUCGAGAUCGCGUCGAACGACGACACGGGCGUGCACGUGCACGCGGCGACGGUGGUCCUGGACGGGAGCGAGGUGCGCGACAACAACUCGCACGGCAUCUGGGCGGACGGCGACGGCGUGAGCCUGAAGCUGGUGCACUCGCGCGUGCACUCGAACGAGGGCUGCGGCGUGCGGCUGCUGAACCAGGGCCGCGCGAGCAUGAUGCGCACCACGGUGGAGCGCAACGCGGAGCACGGCGUGCAGAGCAACGGCGAGGGCGCGGAGACGACCAUCUCGGCGUGCACGAUCAAGGCGAACGGCUGGCACGGCGUGUUCGCGGGGUGGCCCGCGCAGGUGGUCAUCCGCGGCGGCACGAUUGAGGAGAACGGGGAGGGCGACGUGGCCGAGAUGGACGGCGGGAAGGUGGUCACCAUCGACGGGCUGCACCACAGCUUCUCGUCGAACCACCUCGCGGUCAAGCGGCAGGAGCUCGCCAUGCUCGAGGGCAAGGCCGCGCGCACGCCCAGCUCCUCGUCGCGGCACGCCGCCGCGCCGCGCGACCUCAGCGGGAGCGACAGCGCGAGCGGGCGCGCCCUCCCGCGCGCGGGCGUCCUGGCGGUCGACUCGCGCGCGACGACGCUGGCCGCGGGGGACUCGCGGACGUCGGCGCUGACGGCGCUCAUGCACCACGCGCCCUCGACGUCGGACGUCAACGGCCUCGCGCACCGGCAGUUCCACGACCACAUCCAGUCCGCCGAGGACAUGUUCGGCCGGCAGGGCGCCCUGCGCGACCACUUCUCCCAGAGCCCGCAGCACUCGCUCCUGCGCAUGGCCACCUCGGUGCACAACCACCGCGCCAUGGCGCCCAUGCUGGGCGCGUCGAGCGGCGGGUCCCCGCAGGCCAAGUCGAUGCCGCGGUCGAGCACGCACAUGCGACUCGCGAGCGCCGCGGGCCAGCUCAGGAAGGCCGAGGAGCGCCAGGACGACACGCCCCCGGGGGACGGCGCCGCCCAGCACGUGCCCGACACGCCCGAGUGGUCGCCCGUGCGCGCCGGCCAGCCCCUCUCCGCGUCGGGAUCGGCGAAGCGCGUCCAGUUCGGGGGCUUCGAGGCCCUCGUCGUGGAGGCCGCCCCCUGA